AUGACAGGUCCAGUAGGAAGCAUCACCUCUGCAACUCUGAAGAAGCUUAAUAUUUCUUCGAACAAAUUGUCAGGCUCCUUACCUGCCGUGGUUGGGCACUGUGCCAUCAUAGAUCUGAGUAAUAAUAUGCUCACAGGUAACUUGUCCCGAAUCCGAAGUUGGGGAAAUUACAUUGAAGUUAUCCAGCUAAGUUCCAAUUCCUUGACAGGAAGCUUGCCUAAUGAAACAUCUCAAUUUUUUAGGCUAACCUCAUUUAAGAUAUCCAACAACUCAUUAGAGGGUGCUCUUCCACCAGUAUUGGGUACAUACCCAGAGCUAAAAGUGAUUGAUCUUAGCCUCAACCGGCUACAAGGAUUCCUUCUUCCUGGCUUUUUCUCGUCAACUAAAUUGACUGAUCUUAACUUGUCAGGCAACAAUUUCUCCGGGUCAAUACCUGUCCAGGAAAUCUCAAGUCAUCCUUCAAACAGUUCCGCUCAAAAUCUGAGCCUGGUAUUUAUAGAUCUGUCUAAUAACUCAUUGAGUGGUCAUUUGCCCGCAGAGAUCAGUGAGUUUCAUAACUUGGUAUAUCUCAACCUAUCUAAGAACAAUUUUGAUGGUAGCAUUCCUGAAGACUUUCCAGAUCAACUAAAAGGAUUUAACGUGUCUUUCAAUCAUCUUUCCGGUGUUGUACCUGAAAAUUUACGGCAGUUUCCUGAUUCCGCAUUUUAUCCGGGGAACUCUUUGCUAACAUUUCCCCAUUCCCUAUCAUCACCAAAGGGUGUCCUCAAUAAUACUUCUAGGGAGCACAGGCCCCUUAAGAAAGCUGCUAUUAGAAUUUCCCUCAUAGCAGGUUUGGUUGGUGGUGCUGCUGUUAUAGCUCUUUCAUGUAUGAUGAUCUAUUACAGGGCUCAUUGGCAGGAAUGUACAAGUUCGAAAGAAAAUUCUGGGAAGAAAGCUGUCGAACAAGGAGGCUCUGCCCUCUCUCAUAGAUCGGUACCUGAAAAAAGUGUAGACGGCUCAAUGUCUUCUCAAGAUCUUUUACCAUCAUCCCAAACGAGGUAUCCUCAUGAUGCCUGUGAUACUUCAUCAGUUCUAAAGAAACCUAAGAAUUUGGGUCAUCCGGAGUCAACAAAAAAAGAGGAAGGGACAUCUGCUCCUAUGUCUCUCUUAUCAUCAUCAAAUCUAUCACCUUCUAAAAAUCAACAACCACUUGAGAGUCCUGAUGUGCUCAAAACUUGUUCUCCAGAUAAAUUGGCUGGUGAUUUACAUCUGUUUGAUGGCGCCUUGGUGUUCACAGCAGAAGAACUUUCAUGUGCUCCUGCAGAAGCUAUUGGAAGGAGUUGUCAUGGAACAAUGUACAAAGCUAUGCUUGACUCAGGUCAUGUAUUGGCUGUGAAAUGGCUAAGGGAGGGUAUAGCAAAAGGAAGGAAAGAAUUUGCAAGAGAAGUAAAGAAACUAGGAACCAUCAGACAUCCGAAUCUAGUUUCUCUGCUCGGUUACUACUGGGGCCCAAAGGAGCAUGAGAAACUGAUUAUAUCAACUUAUAUUAAUGCACAAUCGUUGGCAUUCCAUCUCCAUGAAGUUGAGCCAAGAAAACUUUCACCCCUGUCUCUUGAGGAACGGCUCAGAAUUUCUGUAGAUGUUGCCCGAUGUCUGAACUUCCUACAUAAUGAGAAGGCAAUUCCCCAUGGCAACCUCAAAUCCACAAAUAUUUUAUUAGAAACUCCUAGUCUGAACGCAGUCCUCACAGAUUACAGUCUCCACCGAAUUUUGACUCCGGCUGGCACUACUGAGCAAGUAUUGAAUGCAGGUGCUCUUGGCUAUCGGCCCCCUGAAUUUGCUAGCUCAAGUAAACCCUGCCCAUCCUUGAAGAGUGAUGUCUAUGCGUUCGGGGUGAUCUUGUUGGAGCUCUUGACUGGAAAGAGUUCCGGGGAGAUUGUGUCUGGCAUACCUGGUGUGGUUGAUUUGACAGACUGGGUGAGACUAUUGGCAGAAGAAAAUCGUUCUUUUGAAUGCAUUGACAGAGUGAUUCUGGAAAAGCGUAGCGUUAAGCACUCCCCCAGAGUUCUUGAUGGAAUGCUACAGGUAGCUCUAAGAUGUAUCCAACCAGCAUCGGAAAGACCCGACAUCAAAACUGUAUUUGAAGAGAUUUCAGGUAUAGUGAACUAA
Prunus armeniaca (apricot) is the source of this 2148-nucleotide messenger RNA. Lineage: Eukaryota; Viridiplantae; Streptophyta; Magnoliopsida; Rosales; Rosaceae. The record is from the annotation of a GenBank genome assembly.